GUAAACUGUGUUACUUAACCAAAGAAAUAUACGCGCAAGUACUUUUUUCUCGAUCACCUCCCCUCUGUUCACUUCUGCACCAACCUAAAGAGGAAAAGGGUCCCGUUUACUGUGCUUGGCUUGUUUACAUUUCUUCCCAUCACAUUUAUCCAAUUUCUUCAGAAGUCAGUCGUUUGAAAGCAAAAAGGAUGUCAUUGUAUCCAUCCCUAGAGGACCUUAAAGUGGACAAGGUCAUUAGGGCACAAUCCCAGUUUGCCAAUGCCACCUCCAGCACCCCAGCCAUCACUCAGGGGGUUUACCAGCCACAGCCUGCCACACAGGGGAUGCCAAGCUCAACUCUGUAUCCGAAUCUGGAGGAGCUGGGAGACUAUAUGGGCCUCAGUCUGAACAGCGAUGAGGUCCAGAGAAACCUUGCUCUGGUCCCGGUGGCUGACAAUGUAAGUUUUUCUGUGGUAAUCAUUAACAUAAUUGCACAGAUGAUGCCAAUAAGGAUAAUAUCAUUUGUAUAUAUUUUGUGUUCCAGACCAUUCCAGCGCACAGUCACCAUGCAUAAGGACAGCUCUGGCCAUGUGGGCUUCAUCUUCAAAUCCGGACGCAUCACAUCUCUAGUGAAGGAUGGUUCUGCUGCCCGCAACGGCCUGCUCACCGAUCACUUCAUCUGUGAGAUCAACGGCCAGAACGUCAUUGGACUCAAGGACACUCAGAUUAAGGACAUCCUGACCACAUCUCCCACUGCCAUGACCAUCACCAUCAUGCCUAAGUUCAUCUACGAGCACAUGAUUAAGAAGAUGUCAAGCGGCCUGCUGAAGUCAUCAAUGGAUCACUCUGUGCCUGAGGUCUGAACACAGAAGACCACGCACACCCCCUUCCACACUGCCUGCAAUCUCUAGCCUUCCCAUUGGAGCCAUCCACCACAUGGGUCGUCUAUCACUGAUUGGAUAAACCUCCUCAAUCACAUUCAUUUAUAACAUGUAAAAACUGCCUUUUUCUAUUUCACUUGUUGGCUGUUAUCGUUUUGCCAUCUAGUUCUUGAUUCUGUUCUACAUGCCAUUAUUGCCAUUGUGUAAUUGUUGUCAUAUUACAUGUUAUAUAAUAAUAAUCCAUUGUCAUUAUUGAGUAUUAUUAUCUGAUUGUUUUAUUUUUGCUGGGGGGCAAGGGGUUGAAAACUGAACCUGAGCUUCCAUUUUGAAAAGCAUUAGCUUCAACACUCCUAUCUUUUCAGUUCCUCCCACUAUGCACAAACACGUUUUAUUUUUGGAACAUCUAUAUGCCAACAGCUGUACUCUGCCAGAAGGAAUUCUUGGCCAGAAUUUGUAAUGCAACAAAUAAUUUCUUAUUGAUUUUGAACAUGUUUUUAGGUGUUUAAUCUUUGAUAAUAUUCUGUCAUUAGCCUGUAAAUGUUAGUGUCUCUAAAAAUUUAUAUACGAAUGUAACCUCAAGACUGAAAUUAUUACAAAAAUAAAUAAUCAUCCUGGUGAUACCAAUGGAA
Molecule: messenger RNA, 1489 nt
Organism: Sinocyclocheilus rhinocerous
Lineage: Eukaryota; Metazoa; Chordata; Actinopteri; Cypriniformes; Cyprinidae
Product: syntenin-1-like
Exons: 7
Coding region: 189-842 (217 amino acids)
Cellular component (GO): plasma membrane; cytoplasm
Molecular function (GO): protein binding
Source: RefSeq, a predicted model, not a curated record